Cyprinus carpio (common carp) is the source of this 2633-nucleotide messenger RNA. RefSeq names its product 7SK snRNA methylphosphate capping enzyme-like. Lineage: Eukaryota; Metazoa; Chordata; Actinopteri; Cypriniformes; Cyprinidae. The record is from RefSeq and is a predicted model, not a curated record. Gene Ontology annotation, molecular function: RNA methyltransferase activity; O-methyltransferase activity; snRNA binding. Gene Ontology annotation, biological process: snRNA modification.
CUGUCCGUCAGUCUCGGUCCGCGCUGGCGUAUAUAAGCGCGCGGGUUCGCUGUGCCACAGCGCGAGCGUUACUGUUUCAGAGAGUGCUUUUCAUAAUUACAGUAUCUCUAGCGCACGCGCGGCUGUGUGGCUUUAUAUAGUGUGCCGUGUGAGGCAUUUUAGGGUGAUUUUCGCACGCGAAUUUACUCUCAGCGCACGAAAGGCGAAGAAACGAUCACGAUCAGUAGUGUGUGUGUGGGGCUCGCGUUUCUCUGGCAUUAUUCAUGAGCAACGGUGGAUCCUCCCAGGGGCGGAGUUAUUCGAAGUAGGCGUGGCGGUGGUAGAUGAGCGACAGAUGCAUCAUCACGUGGGUCACUUACACUGACUGUAGAGUGUAGACCUCACUGGCUGGUGUUUCCUGCAGGAGAGUUAGAGGCUGAUGGAUGUGGACUGAUGUCUGUUCAGAGUGAGCUUCCGGUCGCUGGGGGGGCGAGUCUGCACGCUCACCCUCAGCCCAUUGCUGUCCAGGGUGAGGUGACCGCUAACAUUGUGCUAACCGAGCUCGCUGCCAAUCAUGUGACUCCUCGGGACACGCCUCUACAUGUGGACCAGAUCAGAAACGGCCUGCAGUCGCGAGGCGAGGUGCUGCAGAGGCUGAGCAAGCGGCGCUACACCACGAGCGCGGGGUUCAAACACCCGAGCCUCAGUAAACGCAGGCGCCGCGCUAACUCCGAAUGCGACCCGGUUCUGCCCUCCAACUUCCUGCUGGGCGGGAACAUCUUCGACCCGCUGAAUCUCAACAGCCUGCUGGACGAGGAGGUCAGUAAGGCGCUCAACGCCCAGACGCCCAAAUCCUCGCCCCUUCCCAGGAAGAACAGAGACCCGGUGCAGAUCCUGAUUCCCAAAGACAUCACCGACCCUCUGAAUCUGAGCGGACGCGGCGGAGACGCAGCUACGGGCGUGUUGGUGUCGCCCCUGAAGAGCCGGCGCAGGCAUCGCCACCGACACCAUCCAGGAGCGACCGCUGAGCCUUCCGAUGGGGAGAGGGCAAAGGUCGACGAGGGGUCGGCGUUGUUUCCUGCCGUUAGUUCGGUGCCUGACAAGCUCACGGACGCCGCUGCUGUGCUUCAGUCUGUGGAGGAGUCGCCGCGUCCUUACGAACUCAACACGUCAAUCAACUGCCGUGACGAAGUGGUGCCGCCCAUCCUCCCGCGGCGACGGUCACACCCCUCCUCGUCUAGCUCCGCCCCCCAGGCGCAGCCGUCCAAACACAGGAAGCGCAGACGAACCAACAGCCAUUCGGACCGCCUGUCCAUCACGCCCACUCCGCCCAUCAAGCACACCGUCGCGCACAGCCAGACGUUUCACACUCCUGUUGUGGGCGGAGUCUGCGGAGCUCCGCCCCUGAGGGCGGAGAGAACCCCACAGCAGCGGCGCAGGACGCAGCGCAGGUUCCAGUACGGAAGCUACAACCGUUACUACGGUUACCGCACACCGUCGCUGACCGCAGACCCACGCUUGGCCUUGUUUCUGGAUGUGGGCUGCAACACGGGUCACAUGACCCUCGCCAUCGCCAGACACUGGAGGCCUGAGCGCGUGCUGGGCGUGGACAUCGACGGAGCGCUGGUGCACGUGGCCCGACAGAACCUGCGCUACUUCCUGUCGGAGCUGCAUGGAUGGGAUGAGAGCGACAGGAUGCGGUCGAGCGGUGGGCCGCUGGGUGAAGGGUCAGAGGUCAAGGCCGGAGGUCAGAUGGGGUUAGCGCCUCUGAUGGACCUGCAGCUGGACCACGGUCAAGCGUUACGCAGGUUUCCCCUCUCCUUCACGCGCUGCCGUGGACCCAUCGCCACAUUUCCCAUAAUGCCUCACGUCCCAGGCCUGUUCCCCUACAAUGUGUACUUCCUGAAGGGCGACUAUGUGCCUGGGGGCAGGGUGGUGUUGGUGUACCAGUGUGCCGAGUACGACGUCAUUCUGUGUCUGAGAUUGACUAAGUGGGUUCAUCUGAACCACGGUGACGCUGGAAUCCAGAGACUGUUUCAGCGCAUCUACAGACACCUGUUACCUGGAGGAGUGCUGAUCCUCGAACCCCAGCCCUGGAGCUCCUACAGCCGCCGCAAGAGACUCAAGGAGGUGACGUACAGGAACUACAGGAGCAUCAGACUGAAGCCGGAUCAGUUCAGCAGCUUCCUGACGGCUGAGGUGGGCUUCAGCAGCUACGAGCUGAUCACGCCUCACAGCAACCCUAAAGGACUUCAGAGGAUGAUUUAUCUGUUCCAUAAAGGCCCCGCCUCCAACAGGAAGUGAGUUUCAGGAAGCGUGGGAAUCAUCAUGUGAUCUUCUGAUUGAACACAAACACGUGGUUUUGUAGCGUUGUGCUUCUGAGGUUUGUUUCUUCCUGUGCCCUAUGGAGGGAGGGCUGGACUACUUCCUGUUUGCUCCGUUUUUAACUGCUAUAUGUGUCAGAGUGCUGCAGCGGUGACUGUUGACCUCUGACCUCAGACUGACGGUUGGUCCGGUCACAUGGACAUCAGUGUGUUCUUCUGUACAUUUGAAUCAUGACGAACUGAGUGACGUUUCCUGAUGCUAUACACACACACACACUCUCACACACACACAAACUCUCUCUCUCUCUCUCUCUCUCUCUCUCCUCUCUC